AUGUUCGAUUUUGAGUAAGAUUUUUAUAAAUUUGUUCAAGCCCAAUUAGAUAAAAAAAAAGGAAUCAAACAAGUAAAUUAAGAUGAUUCAGACUAUGAAGAAGAUGUGAUUAAAGUAAAGUAUUAUCAUUUUUGAAAGAAAUAGGUUAUAAAGUGAGAAUAUCGAAAAAGUCUUAUGUAAUGAAAGAAAGAAAAUGAAAAUUAGUAAAAUAACAAAAGAGUAACAUUUCGAAAAUAAAAUGAAAGACUUUACAUCAAUGGAUACUUUUGUUGAUGUUAAACAGUUUCUUAAAAAUCUUAAUGAUUAACAGAUCAAAAAAAAUCAUAAAAAAUUACGGUCAUCUAUAAAAAAAUCAUAAUCUGAUAGUGAUAAUGAUGAUCUUUUUGAUUAUGCUGAGAUAGUAUCAAAAAGUAAAAAAUUUAUUGCAAACUCUUAAAAUUUAAGAACAAAACCUAAUAUAGAGGAUUAUUUAAAAAUGGAUAAUGAUUUUAGUUAAAGAUCUAAGGCAAUAGAAGAAGGAAUAUCAACAAAUGAGAAAUUCUAUACAGGAAUUGAUAAGUUAAUAACUGAUAUAAAUCAUAAGAAUGUAUAAUCUGAAAUGGAUAGGAAAUAUGAGAGAGAGAGAAAGAGAAAUAGAGACUCAAUGAAUUCUUAAUAGAUAAUUUAGACAGCAGUUCCAUUAGAUUUUGGAAAAGACGAAAUUGCAAUAAAAGCCGGAAAAAAAUUUAAAGAAUAAUCUUAAAAGGUUUUAUAACUUUUAGAGAGAACAACAAAAAUGUUAUACAAAAAUAAAUUACCAUAAGCUCCUAAUCAAAAGCUUUUAAAGUAAUAAUAGUAGUAGUUGAAAAUAUUAUUAAGUCCUUGUUCAUAUGAAAUUCGAAAUUAAAAACNUAUGUUUAUAUUAUUAAUAAAUGCAUCUUAUCUAGUAAAAUUAAUUUAAAAAAGAAAGUAUAUAAUUAGAUAGCUUAAAUUUAAUUUAAAAUUAUGUAAAAAUCUGAUUUUGAAGUUACAGCAAUUGUCAUAUAAACCAUCAUCUUUUUAAAAAUAUUAUUUAAAAUAGAAAUAAGAUUACAGCAAAAUAUAAAAGCAGGGUUGUUAAUUGUUGAUAAUAGGUAUUAUUAAAUAUGUUCGAUUUUGAGUAAGAUUUUUAUAAAUUUGUUCAAGCCCAAUUAGAUAAAAAAAAAGGAAUCAAACAAGUAAAUUAAGAUGAUUCAGACUAUGAAGAAGAUGUGAUUAAAGUAAAGUAUUAUCAUUUUUGAAAGAAAUAGGUUAUAAAGUGAGAAUAUCGAAAAAGUCUUAUGUAAUGAAAGAAAGAAAAUGAAAAUUAGUAAAAUAACAAAAGAGUAACAUUUCGAAAAUAAAAUGAAAGACUUUACAUCAAUGGAUACUUUUGUUGAUGUUAAACAGUUUCUUAAAAAUCUUAAUGAUUAACAGAUCAAAAAAAAUCAUAAAAAAUUACGGUCAUCUAUAAAAAAAUCAUAAUCUGAUAGUGAUAAUGAUGAUCUUUUUGAUUAUGCUGAGAUAGUAUCAAAAAGUAAAAAAUUUAUUGCAAACUCUUAAAAUUUAAGAACAAAACCUAAUAUAGAGGAUUAUUUAAAAAUGGAUAAUGAUUUUAGUUAAAGAUCUAAGGCAAUAGAAGAAGGAAUAUCAACAAAUGAGAAAUUCUAUACAGGAAUUGAUAAGUUAAUAACUGAUAUAAAUCAUAAGAAUGUAUAAUCUGAAAUGGAUAGGAAAUAUGAGAGAGAGAGAAAGAGAAAUAGAGACUCAAUGAAUUCUUAAUAGAUAAUUUAGACAGCAGUUCCAUUAGAUUUUGGAAAAGACGAAAUUGCAAUAAAAGCCGGAAAAAAAUUUAAAGAAUAAUCUUAAAAGGUUUUAUAACUUUUAGAGAGAACAACAAAAAUGUUAUACAAAAAUAAAUUACCAUAAGCUCCUAAUCAAAAGCUUUUAAAGUAAUAAUAGUAGUAGUUGAAAAUAUUAUUAAGUCCUUGUUCAUAUGAAAUUCGAAAUUAAAAACAAAUACUAGAAAAGAGUAGAAGUGAAAGCAAUGAUUUAAAGUUUCCGUUAGUUAAUGGUAAAUUGGUUAAUCCUCUUGUAAGAAGAGUUGCCCCAUUACAUUAAUUGAAAAAUUCAACUCUUCCUGAAAUUAAACCUGGUUCAUUUGUAUCUUUGAGAGAGGAUAGAAAGUUUGAAAAUGUUCACUAUUUUAAAACUCCUUAAAAUUAAUAGAAAUAAGAUAAUCAUUAAAAUGAUUCUAGUCGUCAAACUGUUAGUUUAAUUAUCAAGAAUUAAAUUGGUGAAUUUUUAACAUAAGUAAACAAUAUUAUUGAUUAAGCUUGAUGAUGCAUAAGAACAAUUUUCCAAAAUUUAUCCAUCUGAUUCGUAAAUAUUAAAAAUUUAAGAUAAUAUGAGUAAAAAUAUGAAUUAAAUUGGUAAUACUCCUUUGGAAAGUUUGAAAUAUUUAACAAGGAGGAAAUUUAAUAUUUAAAAAAAGUAUGAAUUAAGAGGAAAGAAAAACAAAGUUCUUUAAAUUUUAUGA
Messenger RNA from Paramecium sonneborni, 2536 nucleotides. NCBI's taxonomy places the organism in Eukaryota, Ciliophora, Oligohymenophorea, Peniculida, Parameciidae. The record is from the annotation of a GenBank genome assembly.